This is a messenger RNA of Closterium sp. Naga37s-1, 2154 nucleotides long. NCBI's taxonomy places the organism in Eukaryota, Viridiplantae, Streptophyta, Zygnematophyceae, Desmidiales, Closteriaceae. The record is from the annotation of a GenBank genome assembly.
AUGGAAAGGCAACGGAAGAGUGGGAAGAAGAAAAAGAAGGGGAAGGGGAAGAAGAAGGGAGGAACGGGAGGAGGGGGAGGGGCAGACACUGAAAUAGAGCGUGCUUUGGCUGCCAUCGAGGGGCGAGGAGGAGGAGGACAAGCCGCAGCAGCACCAGCAGCAGCAGCAGCACCAGCAGCAGCUGGGAUUCCCGUGACGUCAGCGGAGGGGGGUCCGGUGACGUCAGCAGCAGCAGCAGGGGGGCCUGUGACAUCAGCGCGGCCGCUUCUAGCGGUGGAGACCCGGUUCCUACGAGCAGAUGACGAGCUGAAGCGCAUCUUUGGCUCCAAGGUCAUCCGCCAGGUGGAGCGGCAAGCCGGGGGCGGAGAAGGAGGCGCAGGAGGAGGGAUGGGUGUGAGGGGAGGUGUGCGGGGGAGGCGUGGAGGAGGAGGGGGAGGGGGUGGGGGAGGGAGUGUGGGGAGGCGGGCGUUGCUGGUGCAGGAGAGAGAGCACUGGCCACCAGGAGCUGUGGCGGAGAAGGGACUUACCAUGGAGUUCGUGCGCGAGAGCAAGGGCACUGUUGCUGUUUCUAGUGCCUCUCCUGCUACUAGUGGCGGUGCUGCUGCUGCUGCUGCUGCUGAUGGUGCCACCAGUGGAGCUUUCCCUGCUCUCCCCGUGCGUGUGUUUCGCUACGUGCGGUCGGCCACGUACCGGGCGGCACAGCACCUGUUUGAGCAGACAGUGGCAUCGCACGACCCCAACCAGCUGGGGCUGUUUGUGGCGCACCACCCUUACCACGUGGAGGGGCUAUUGGCUCUUUCUGAGGUCUACAAACAGGUGGGAGAGGUGCAGACGUCAGCAGACCUCCUUGAGCGAGCGCUCUUCAUGCUGGAGGCAGCGUGGCAUCCCUGGUUCAACCCCUCGUUGGGAACUUGCCGUUUGGAUUUCGCCCACGAGCCCAAUAGAGCCCUCUUCGAUGCUCUCUUCCGUCACAUGCACCAUGUGGGUCGCAGGGGCUGUCAUCGCGCUGCCUUUGAGCUCUGCCGCCUGCUGCUCUCCCUCGACCCCGACACUGACCCCCUCGGUGCUCUCCAGUGUAUUGACUUCUAUGCCCUCAGGGCGCACCAGUACACCUGGCUGCACGAUUUCGUGGACCAAUGGGGGGGUGACACGUCACUGGCGGUGCUGCCAAACUUCUGCUUCGCUCUGGCCCAGGCGAGGCUGGGGGAGGCCGAGGGAGAUGGGGAGGGGGAUAGGGGGGAGGGGAGUGGGGAGGCGGCCAAUGGCGUGACGCCAGCUGGCAGGAUCCGUGCCGCCGCUUCUGCUGCUGCUGCUCCUGACGCCGCGUCUCUCCUGCGCGAUGCGCUCUUCCUGCACCCGUAUGUGCUGAAGGGGCUGGUAGAGAAGGCUCCGAUCAAGACCGACACAUCGUGGACGUCCAUUCUCAAGCACCCGCUCUUUGCCAGGACGACACCUGGCAGCGCGUCAUUGGAGCAUCUGGUGCGGCUGUAUGUGGAGCGCAGUGCCGUGCUGUGGCGGGGGGAGGGCAUUCAAACUCUGCUGAAGCGUGUGGCGGGGGAGGUGGUGGCGACGGUGGAGCGGGAGAGGAAGGAGGGCAGUGGGGACGGGGAGAUGGAGAGCUGCAAGUGCGUCCGGGAGGUGUCGUUUCCGUCAGGAGCGAACGCAUACCGCCACUUGUUGCUAUCCGACUUCUCAGACGCCGCGCCAACUCUGCCGCCCGAGGAGCUCAUGGCGAUGCAACAAGACGAAGCUGGCCGGCAGCGCCGCCCGGGAGCCCACGGGCUCGGCUUCUUGAUUGGUGCAGGCGCUGGUGCUGCUGGUGGGGGCGGGGGAGGCGGAGAGGGAGGAGGGGGAAUGGGAGGAGGAGGGGGAAUGGGAGGGGGAGGAGGAGGGGGAAUGGGUGCAGGGGGAGGGGCAGGGCAGGGGCAGCAGGUGGAUUUAGCAGGGCGGAACCCUCUUAUGGUGUUUCUAGAGGAGAUGCUGCCAUGGAACGACUUUGGGGGAGCGGGAGGUGCGGCGGGCAUGGGGAUGAAUGGGGAGGAGCACCAGGCUGCUCUGGCUGCUGCUGCUGUUGCUGCUGCUGAUAGUGAUGGUGAUGGAGAGGAGGAUGAGGAUGACGAUGAUAUUGAAGAGAUUGAAAUGGAGAGGCGAUAG